Telopea speciosissima is the source of this 1229-nucleotide messenger RNA. RefSeq lists its product as uncharacterized. Lineage: Eukaryota; Viridiplantae; Streptophyta; Magnoliopsida; Proteales; Proteaceae. The record is from RefSeq and is a predicted model, not a curated record. The transcript has 4 exons. Bases 83 to 931 code for a protein of 282 amino acids.
UUCUUCUGUUCUUCCUCACCAUCAUCGAUCCAGGGAUCUCUCUCUCUCCGGCUCUUCUCUGCAAACUCGAGCUGAGGAAUAAAUGCUGGAACCGCAAGAAAGCCGAACACAAGGGCAGAAAGAGCAUCAGCGUCAGUCGAACGAUGACAAUCAGUUUGAUCAACAUGUGAUCGUGAUGAGACAUGGCGAUCGGCUGGACAAUGCGGAGCCCUUGUGGUUCACAAUGGCACGGCGACCUUGGGACCCUCCAUUGGCUGAAACCGGAAGGGUCAGAGCCUUCUGCACUGGAAGAAAACUUCGUGAACGGCUCGACUUCCCUAUCCACCGAGUGAUCGUUUCCCCUUUCCUUCGUUGCAUCCAGACCGCUUCAGAGGUCGUCUCUGCCCUCUGCGCUGUCCACAAUAAUCAUAUCGAUAUGACCAGCGAAAAUGUUGAAAUCGAUCCAUCCAAGCUCAAGGUCUCAAUUGAGUAUGGAUUAUGUGAAGUAUUAAGUAGGGAAGCUAUAAGUCCUAAUUUGACUCCUAAAGACGGGAACUGGGGUUUCGAUAUCUCCAAACUUGAAGAGACGCUCCCGGCUGGGACAGUGGAUCACUCUGCAGAACAUGUGUACCAAGAGUUGCCCAAGUGGGAGGAGUCUUUGAUGGACGCAAGGGCUCGGUAUAAACAGGUUAUUCAUGCACUGGCAGACAAAUAUCCUCGGGAAAACUUGUUGCUUAUCACACAUGGGGAAGGAGUUGGCAUUGCAGUAUCUGCAUUUAUGAAGGACACAACUGUGUAUGAAGUAGAAUAUUGUGGAUAUGCACACACAGGAAGACAAAUAUCCUUCCAAUCUAACCAGACAUUUACUGCCAGCAACUUUGAGGUAUUUACAGAGACUAGUGAAUCUGGUAUCAGCUACUGCCCAAACAGUGCAUUGGCCCUGGAUGUAUGAUUCGACUCUUAUCAAGUUGAUGAGGUUUCCCCUGUGCACUUGGUUGCUGCCUUUAAGUCCUUCAUAAAAAGGAGAAUCCUAGAUUCUUCUCUAUAAUAGGAGAUCCAUGCUUCUCAUCAAUCAUCAUUCAUUUUUUCUGAAAACAAUUUCAAGAGAAGUAGGUUUUUUGCACGGACUAGUUGAAAGGAGAACUGAGUGGGAGUCAAUGAAUGGAUCUAAUUCUAUGCUUGUAAUAGAUGAGUUGUUGAUGCUUUGUUUGUUUUGUGAAAUUUGACAAAGUGUACAACACUUAUUUGCA